ACGCGUGCGGGCGCCGGAGGGCUCCGAGGGCUCCGCGGGCUCCCCGGCUCCGCAGGCUCCGCAGGCUCCGCAGGCUCGGCCCUCCCGGGGCCCGCGCGCCCCCGCCCCCCACGCCCGGAGAGGGAUGCGGAGCGCCCCGAGAGCCCGGUAGCGUCGGCUCGCGGCGCCGCGUCCCCGAGGAUGGAUGAGCCGUGGUGGGAAGGGCGCGUCGCCUCGGACGUCCAUUGCACCCUGCGUGAGAAGGAGCUGAAGCUGCCCGCCUUCCGAGCCCACUCCCUACUCUUGAAGAGCCGCCGGUUCUUUGUCGACAUCUUGACCCUGCUGAGCAGCCACUGCCAGCUGUGCCCCGCGGCCCGGCACCUGGCCGUCUACCUGCUGGACCACUUCCUCGACCGCUAUAACAUCACCACCUCCAAGCAGCUGUAUGCCGUGGCGGUCUCCUGCCUCCUGCUCGCAAGUAAGUUCGAGGACAGGGAAGACCAUGUACCCAAGCUGGAGCAGAUAAACAGUACGAGGAUCCUGAGCGGCCAGAACUUCACCCUCACCAAGAAGGAGCUGCUUAACACGGAGCUGCUGCUCCUGGAGGCGUUCGGCUGGAACCUCUGCCUGCCCACGCCCGCCCAUUUCCUGGAUUACUACCUCUUGGCCUCCGUCAGCCAGAAGGACCAUCACUGCCACAGCUGGCCCACCGCCUGCCCCCGCAAGACCAAAGAGUGCCUCAAGGAGUAUGCCCACUACUUCCUAGAGGUCACCCUGCGAGAUCAUAUUUUCUACAAAUUCCAGCCUUCUGUGGUUGCUGCAGCCUGUGUUGGGGCCUCUAGGAUCUGCCUUCAGCUUUCUCCCUACUGGACCAGAGACCUACAGAGGAUCUCAAAUUACUCUCUGGAACAUCUCAGCACGUGCAUUGAAAUCCUGCUGGUAGCUUAUGACAACGUCUUCAAGGACGCCGUCGCGGUCAAAAGUCAGUCCCUGACAAUGGUGCCCAGCAGAAGCCCUGCGCCCACCCAGGUGCUGUUCCAGCCGCCCACCUACCCCACCCUCAGCCAGCCAGCAACGACGCCAGCCCUCGCCCAGUUCCAGACCCAGACCCCCGUGCAGGACCUCUGCUUGGCCUAUCGGGACUCGCUGCAGGCCCACCGCUCCGGGAGCCUGCUCUCAGGAGGCUCUGGCUUAUCCCUCCACACCCUGUACCCCACUCUCCAGCCCCUGGACGUGUGUCCCAUGUCCCUCCCCGCGCCCCUCAGCGUGCAGAUGGCCAUCACGGCGGAGCCCAGGCACUGCCUUGCCACCGCCUACGGAAGCAGCUACUUCAGCGGAAGCCACGCGUUCCCCACAGGCUGUUUCGACAGAUAGGGCACCUCCGGGCCACACAGGGAGGUCUUGGAGACUCACCUGGGCAGAGGAAGAGGACACAGGUGAGGGGAGCUCAGCCGAGUGAGGCAGUGGGGAGGCCAUCCCCACAGAACCUCGUUGACCUUGGACACAGGGUUCAUGUUCUUUUUAAAUAAAGCUGACCCAGAGCAAAAGUCAAUGACACCCCUCCCCUGAGAGAAUUCUGAAAAAUGUCUUCCACGUGUGUAGCUGGGGUGCAGGAGGACUGGCUCAGCCACCAUCCUCUGGAGGAGAGGCCCGGUGAUUGAGAAAGACCUGGGAAAACAGAUGCCAGGAGACUGGAAACUGGAUGCAGACCACCGGCCCAUGCACGUGUUUGGUUUUUAGCAUUAGAGACAUCUUUAUUCCUUGCCAGCGGCAGCUACACUGAAAAAAGAAGGGACUGCCUGAUGUGUUCUCAGGACCCCCAGCAGAUGCUGUAUUGGGUGCUCUUUCCCUGGCUCCCUCCAGCGGAGCCUGCGUGCGUGCGUAUGCCUGAGUGUCUGCCCUCCGAGGCGUGGGGUGGGUGGCUGUCUUGCCUUUGUUGUCAAACCUAAGACCUUAUUUGGCCUUUUAGAUAUUUCACAUGCUGCUGCUUCCUGAAGUGACCUAGCUUUCUGUUCAGUAAGAUAUCUUGUUUACAUACUGUAUCAGGGAUUUUGUGAUACUUGAAAAUUCCUUAGGAGAAAAAAAAACAAAAACAAAAACGUCGAUUGCCACACUGCCUGUCCCACACAAGGGCUGUAAGUUUGAACCCAGCUUGUGACAACA
Canis lupus familiaris (dog) is the source of this 2142-nucleotide messenger RNA. RefSeq names its product cyclin-J-like protein. Gene Ontology annotation, molecular function: cyclin-dependent protein serine/threonine kinase regulator activity. Bases 181 to 1353 code for a protein of 390 amino acids. Gene Ontology annotation, cellular component: nucleus; cyclin-dependent protein kinase holoenzyme complex; cytoplasm. Gene Ontology annotation, biological process: regulation of cyclin-dependent protein serine/threonine kinase activity; mitotic cell cycle phase transition. The transcript is spliced from 2 exons. NCBI's taxonomy places the organism in Eukaryota, Metazoa, Chordata, Mammalia, Carnivora, Canidae. The record is from RefSeq and is a predicted model, not a curated record.